AUACGAAGUGAUCGACACAUGAAAGCGAUGUUUAUAUCGACGAUAACGCCAUCAAUGGUCGCAGAGAUCAGCCGUAUUUGAUACCCGAAGACCUCAUAUCACCACACAAUGAGUGGUCGGACGGGUGGGUACGCGAGGGACCGGCGCGCUGUCAACGGCGGCCGCCAUUCAGACGACUCGCACGUUGGACACCGUUUGCAGAGGUCUUCGCCGACCGCCGACGCCAUCGAUGUGUCUCUGAAUGGCGUCAAUAACUUGCGGCCAAAGUGUGAACAAACGUAUCGCGUGAUUGUCGCCAACGUGUCCACCGAUUCCUCGUUGGUCUACGAGAAGCAGCUCUGGAAUGACAUCAAACAAUACAGGCAUCAGAAAGACACAAUACUCAUCGAGUAUUUGAUUGGCUUUUACGUGUCUUUGAUGGAAGCGAUUGUCACAAACGACAGACACAAAGAGCCGUACCUUUUGUUUGCCAUUAAUAGCCAAUUGUCUGCAACGACUCGACUCUUGUUAUACAAUAUACUGAUCCGAAUCGGAGAUCUCAACCGUUAUCUCAAUAAGACGUCGAUUGCGGAGAACUAUUACCUGAGGGCCCGCCGACUGGACCCCACCCGAGGGCACGCCUACAACCAGUUGGCCAUCAAUACGCCGUUGAGUCAGCACUUGAAGUGCAUUUACUACUACUGCAGGGCCGCCAAGUCGUCAGCGGAUCCCAUAGUGAUCGCCGAGACUAACCUCAAGGUUGCGGUCAAUCGUUUCGAUUCGGAUAUUCUGAAGUCAAUCAUCAAAAACGGCUCAAAUGUCAGCGACGGCUCACCCGAUGACCAACAGCUGAUCCCAACGUACCCUCAGAAGGGCAUCGAUUGGUUCUACUUGUCUGUGAUCUCCAUUUAUAGCGAUAAUAUGGACACAAUCCUGAGGCCAUUGAUCCAGUUUGUGAUCACUAACUGCGAGCUGACGUCAAACAAACACUUGGAUUGUAGUAAUAAUAAGGACUUGAGUUUCGCUUUAAUGGCGUUCGACGUGUCCAUCGAUUUCAUUGCUCUAAAAGCCCAGCAAAAGUCAUUCUUCGAUGUCUUCGCCAAAGAGCUUAAGGACGUGAAGGCGGCGCUCAAGAGCUGCUCCGAUGUCCUGAACGACAGCAAAGACAGCGACAAAGAGGGUCAGAGCGACAGUCACACCAAAGCUCUAUUUCACGACUACUUCUUGAGAGGAUUCUCGCCGUUGACACCAAUUCACAGCCAAUUGGUGUUCGACGCGAACGAGACGCUUGUCGUACGAGCGGAUCAACUGGUGCUCAGAGUUGUCAACAAAUUAGACAAACUGUUGUCUCAGCCCAAGUCUGUCAAACCAAAGCGCAUGAGGAAUGUGGCCCUGGGAUCCAUUCUGGAGAACGAUUCCUAGCGGUUCUUAAAGCGGUUCCCACACUAUUGCUCACCACUUGACGGCCACCACCACCACUACCACUGCGCGAUCGUCGGCAACACAUUUCCAAUGAAAUUGUCAGAAACUCCAGUCAAUUCAGUCGUGCU
Oppiella nova is the source of this 1529-nucleotide messenger RNA. NCBI's taxonomy places the organism in Eukaryota, Metazoa, Arthropoda, Arachnida, Sarcoptiformes, Oppiidae. The record is from the annotation of a GenBank genome assembly.